CUAAUGAUUUUCUUCAAUUUCCCGUUGAGUUCUUUAUCUUAGGCAGACCGGGGUUCGAGUCGAACACAACAGUAUGCGCUUAUGUAGCGCUGCUUUUAGAAACCAACAAACAUGUAAUUUCAGAAUAUCCACAUUCCACCCCAGCGCAUCAAAGUAGUGGAAUUUAUAGUUGAUGUUAUGUUAUUACCGGUAUGCAUAUCAAAAACUAUGCAGUUACAUUCAAUUUAUGACUACGGAUAGUAAUAGUGAUUGAUUCAACUAUAAAAAUGUAGUUAACUAAUGCAAAUUAACAACGUCAAAGACUCAAACGUUCGUAAAAGUGAUAUAACCAAUCACCGAAGUUACUUAACCUGACGUAUGCAAAUUAUUAUUUUAUUAUUUUAACUUCUAUUUCUGUAUUUUUUGUAACUAAGCAGCGUGACACCUGCAUUGCAUUACUAAUAACCUAAAUGACAUGUAGUGUUCCUGUGAUAUUUUUAUCAACGAAUAUGGUAAAUAAAGAAAACAAAAUUGAUUACUAGUUCAUACUAACAAAUUUAAUUACUAGUUCAUACAUAUAGCAAACAAAGCCAACACAAUGUAUAUUACACUUUUCAAAAAUCGUAUUUAUAUGAAUGGCACAGAAUAUUAUUGCUUUAUUUGCAAUAUGAAGCUGAUGAAUGAGCAAAAUGCAGUUGCACAUACAUCUGAUGAAGUAAAUCAUCUGCAACAGAUGAAAAAUGCUGCACCCUUUAGAAAUAUCAAAAUUGAUGAAGAGCUGUGCAUUAAACUUGUCGAAAAUGGAAUUGUUAUUAUCUACAAUAAAGAAUAUAAAUGUACAAUUUGUUCAUGUUCCAUUCCAAAUAUUGAUCAUGUAUCCGAACAUAUUAAUGGGAAAAAACACACCACCAAACAUAGAAAAUUACUUGAUUGUACCAUUAACAAUGUCAAUUUAAAUGAAUUUAAUGAUCAAGAAAAUACAAUCAAAUCAGUCUUACCUAAUGGUGAACAGAUGGAUAAAUCAGAAUCAUGUCCUAAUAAUGGUCAAAUUGGAAUAUCAAUCUAUUCUAAUCAAGUUGACAAGAAUUAUUCAGAAAAGAUAAAUUUUCAAAAUUAUUCUUAUAUUGGAGUAGGAGAGAAAAAAAAAGACUCUAGUUCAGCAAGUUCCUCAAGAAAAGAAGUUCCAUUUCAAGAAAACUCAUUUCAUAAUCAAGUUCCUGUGAUAAAUAGUGACUUAAUUUAUUGCAGUAGUUGUCACAAUUAUUUGGAACCAAAUUCAGCAAUACGUUAUCAUAGAAUGUUUCAUUUGAGCCAGAAAAAUUGCAAUGCUUAUGAUAUUAUAAGUUUUUCUAUAAGAAAGAAUAAUAAAAGUAUAUAUUGCUUAAUAUGUGACUGUGUGAUGAAAGCUGAAAAUGAUUUGGAGAAUCAUUUAAUAGAAAAUAGACAUCUGAAACGUUCAAUAUUGUUCUAUUACAUUACAGAUAAUACCCUUGCAAAUAUAAUGUACAGAAAUUGUUUAAAUGCUGCAGUUCCUCAAAAUAUGAAUAAUAUUUAUAACAUAUUAGAAUACAAUAAGUAUCUACAGUAUAUGAAUUAUCAUUUAUAUCAAACUGCAUCUUCAGCAGUAGUACAAAGUAGUCCAAUGAACUAUAAAUUUAAUCAACAGUCAAUCAUGAAUUCAAAUUUUCCUAUUACCCAUAAUCAAAAUAUGCAGGUUCCUCUAAAUUACUCAGCUUUUCCUUUAUUUUUCUGUUUUGUUUGUGUUGUUGAAUUUGUUGAUGAAAAUUUAUUAUACUAUCAUUAUACUUAUGAUUAUUGUCAUAAGUACAGAAUGGAAGUCGUAAAUAUUUUGCUAAAAGAUAAGAAUAUCCAAUUUGCUACAUUUUCAAACGAUGAAUUUAUAGUAUGUACAAAAUGCCAAAUUCAGAUGACAAAUGCAAAUGAGGCAAUCACUCAUAUUUUUGAAUUGCAACAUGCAAUGCAAAACCCAAUUGAGCAUAAGAAAACUAUAAUUAAUGAUAGAGCUAUUCUGGAAAACUCUAAUGUAUAUGUAUGUCCAAUAUGUAAGGUAAAUCUAACUGAUGAUUGCCUGAUGAUUCAACACAUCGAAUCAGAGUGUCACAAGAGAAAUAUUCAAGAAUAUUACAUCAACAUCAACAGUACAACAUUUAAAAAGAUUAUAUUUUCUUGUCCUCGGUGCAACAUGAAUUUUUUUAAUGACAAUACAUUUCUUGAACAUUUAUAUGUUGUUCAUGAAAAACACUUUAAUAUUACUGCUAAUACUUUAAUGAAUAAGUCUUACCAAUCUAAUAAUAAACUUGUAGCUGUAACAGAAACUUGUCAGAGUGAUAAUCCAAUGCUCUUGCAUAAUGUUGAUCACACUCUUAAUAACUUUGUAAAUUUGAAUUUGAAUAAAGACAGUAAUAUACAAAGUCUCAAGUUCAAUCUAAAUAAAAAUAAUGGUAACCAUGAAGAGAAUAAGAAUGACAAGUCAUCUGCAGCAAUUCAUACAAAGAAUCUUAUCAACUUUAGUCAGAGAUAUGUAAAAUUGUGUGUCGAAUCUGGCAAAGAAAAUAUUUUUAGAAUUAGUCCAGAAAGACUUGAACUGCUAGAGUUAGGUAUAUAUCUAACAUUUCCAUACAAAUCAGGUAGAGGUUGUAUUCCUUGUGGAUGUGAAGUUUCCAAUGAUCCUCAGCUUCUUUAUGAACAUUUACGUACAGAAAAACAUGAACAAAAUUUAUUAGAGAUGGAAGAAAACAAUGAGUUUUUUGAGAAUUAUGAUGAUCAGUUCAGUGAUUUAAAACUUGCAAAACAAUAUAUGUAUGAAGAUUCAGAUGAAUGGGUUAAAUGUUUUGCUUGUGACAUUAAUGUUGAAAAUUGUGAUAGAAACCUUUACAACCAUAUAAAUUCUGAAUUUCAUACAAAUAAUUGUCAGCCUUGGAUAAAUUCAGCAAACGAUAUAUUUCAAAUUUUUAACAAUAUGUUCAAAAAUCUUUGGUAUUACAUUGAAAAAUUUUUCUGUAAUAUUUGCUGCAAUCAUUUUAUUUUUGAAGUAGAUUAUGCUAGACAUUUGGAAAGCCCUCAGCAUUUGAAAGAAGUAGAAAGUAGAAUUCUUAAAAAGCAAAACCUACAAUUUGAUUAUUGCAUAAUAUGCUCAUAUUUUUGGUAUGCAAGAUCUGAUCAAUAUAAAAUUCAUUGUAACAAAGAUUCUCAUAAAUAUAUUCUCAAAUCCCGUGAUUUUACUGUGCCUAAUAUGCCUGACUCAGCAAAAACCAUAUUGACUUCAGUUGAAAAAACUGUUAAUGACUUAAUUUUGGAAUCAAACGAGAUAUCUGCGACUGACGGCGAUGUGGAAAAACAAUUACUAGAAUCCGUAGAAGAAGUUGUGAAAUUCAAGUAUCCAAAAGCUAAAGCUUAUUUGUUUGGUUCAAGAAUAUCACAUUUGGGUAUCAAAGAUAGUGAUUUGGACAUUUACCUAGAUUGUAAAAAUCAAUACGAAAAACUUAGUUCAAUAAAUGAAUGUCAAGAACAAUUAUUGGUAGUACAGGAAUGUUUUCAUAAAUAUCAAGAUAUAUGGAUAAUUGAAGAAAUAGUUUUACGCACUAGAGUGCCAAUUAUCAAAAUCCGUCAUAGACCUACAAAUCUUAAUUGUGAUAUAUCAUUUAUAAAUGGCCUGAGCGUGGAGAAAUCUAAGAUUCUAAGCUAUUUUACUAAAGCUUGUCUACCUUGUCGAAAAAUGAUACUGUAUUUAAAAAUAUGGAAUAACUUAUGUGGACUGUCAGGAAAAAAAGGCAUAACAACUUUUGCUAUUUCUUGGCUAGUUAUAUUUUACUUACAACUUCAGGGAUUUCUGCCAAGUGUUUGGAAUCUGAUCAAAUUAGAAAAUCAGUCAAACAUUAUAGCAGGCUGGGAAACUGGGAUAUCAAAAAUAAUUCCAGUCAAGGAAAUUGAUUUAACAACAAAAGACCUUCUCAAAGGAUUUUUUUCAUAUUAUGCUAACUUCGAUUACAUAUCUAGUGUGGCUUGUCCAUACCUUGGUCAAGUAAUGAAGAAAAGUCAAUUUUCACACAUAGAUAAUUUACCUGAUGAGAUGGAUCUUUACAAACUAAAAAUUAAAGAAGAAGUGGAUUUUUUCCGUUUAGAUUCACCAAUGUGCAUUCAAGAACCAAUAGAUUUAUCUCAAAACUUAACAAAAGCAGUUACCAAAUUGCAUUUAAGAAUGUUCAAACAGUAUUGUUCUGAAAGUGCUGCUAUUUUGCAAAGUAACACUUCCGACUGACGUGCUAUUAAUAUUAAAAAGUUUUGAAAUGAGAAAACAAUAUAAUAGGUAUGCGAAAAAAGAAAAAGUCGAUUUUAAAAUAGCAAUGGAUAUUUGAAAAUUAGUCGACUGCUGCAAUCAUAUAAUUUGCAGUUGCCUCUUAUUUCUUUCAUGAAUUGUGUACCCACUAGCCCACUAAGAUGGAAAUUGUAUUUUUAUGUGCCAAGUUUUACUCUAAUUUACUUCAUGUAUACUACAUAUCAUGUCAAUUAAAAAUAGACAAUUUUAGUAUUUUUAUAUAAAACGAAAAUUUAUUUUCUGAAGCAACUAUUAAAUUACGGGUGACGGCAACAAAAAAAUAUUUUUUCUAAUUCCAAUAUGUAUAUAGAAUUUUCUUAUUUUUUGUUCAUUUGAUUUAAAAUAUAUUUCUGACUAUGAAAUCCACUAAAGGGUUUCGAUUAUGCAAUCAAGCUAAAAAUAUUUAAAGGUAACAAUGCACUUUGAAUAUUAAAAAACGAAACAAGUUCCUAUCAAUGCGUUGAUGAAUAU
Messenger RNA from Phymastichus coffea, 4786 nucleotides. RefSeq lists its product as uncharacterized. Gene Ontology annotation, molecular function: zinc ion binding; poly(A) RNA polymerase activity; nucleic acid binding. Lineage: Eukaryota; Metazoa; Arthropoda; Insecta; Hymenoptera; Eulophidae. The transcript is spliced from 3 exons. Gene Ontology annotation, biological process: mitochondrial mRNA polyadenylation; mRNA 3'-end processing. Bases 578 to 4258 code for a protein of 1226 amino acids. The record is from RefSeq and is a predicted model, not a curated record.